AUGCCCAAACGCCUCCUAUGCGUGCGUUUACACGCUCUCCUUCUAAUAGCCUGCUGCUGCCUUUUCCGCACCAGCUCUGCCCAGUUCACACGGCCAGACUUUACGGGCCGAAAGCACGCGUCCAUCGCCGCUAUCGACGACUUCCUUUACAUCCACGGCGGCGAGCCCUCCAACAAGGAUGAUAACAAAUACUACGACACCCUGGUCAUCCAUCUCAAGGACAAAUGGCCGGCAAACAGCCCGACCAUCGCGCCCAUGAACUGGGCCACCUCGGCCGUCCAGAUGCUCGGCCACCGCGUCUGGGGCUUCCAGCUGUGGAAGAUGCCCGGCACCAAGUCGCUUCUUAGCUGGGGAGGGUUUCGUACCACAAACACGACCGUGGGGAGGUCUGACGACUACCCCGGCGACGCUCCCCUGAGCCGCGACCUCUUCGUCCUGGCCACCGACAGCCGCGGCGUCGCCAACUGGUCCCCCGAAAAGGCAGCCGCCGACCCCGCCGGCCGCACCCUGACCCAGGCCGGCAAAGCCAACGAAUGGGGGCCGGGGAUGGGCUACUCCGUCUCGUGCGCCGGGUACGGCAUCUACCUCGGCGGCGUCGCGGCCCAGCCGACGUCGGUCAACGGCACGCCGCCGCCGUUCGGGGGGACGUGGUCCGCGGGAAGCCAGCUCCAGGGCGGCCUGGUGACGUACGAGAUCGCGACCAAGAAGUGGACCAACGCAACGGUGCCGCCCGACACGUUCCCUGCCGGCGGCGUCGCGGGCGGCAGCGCCGUGUGUGUCCCGCAGCUCGGCGAGCGCGGCCUGGUGCUCUUCCUGGGCGGCCACGCGAACCGGCCCGGCAGCGACCUCGGCGCGGGCGGCGGCGGCGUCGGGUCGGCGCUCAGUCUCGGCCGGCUGGUCUUCUACGACCCCGUCAAGAAAGAAUGGCUCUCGCAGGCGGCCACGGGGGAUGUGCCGCCGGAGCGCCGGCACUUUUGCGCCGUCGGCGUCCGGAGCGCGCCGCACGGCCGCAACUCGACCGAGGUCUACGUCUUUGGCGGCGACGUCGCCGGCUCCUCGCCGGGCCCGGCCGGCGACCUGUACGUUCUGUCGCUCCCGGCCAUGAACUGGUGGCGCGUCCUGCACGGGCAGGCCGGGCUGUCGGGCCACGCGUGCGAGGUGGUCGGGAGGCGGCAGGUGGUCGUGCUCGGCGGCCAGGGGCGCAACGGCACCGCCGCCGCCGCCGCCGCCGCCCCGAGCGCUAAUAUGGGGAUUCGAAUCUUCGACAUGGGCACGCAGAAUUUUGUGCAGGACUAUUCUCCCGCGGGCGAUCCGUACGAGUCGCCCAGCUACAUCAAGACAUGGUACAGCGACGGGUACGGCAGUUACAGCUCUCAAAAUUCCGACGGCGUCUCGCCACAUGGAAGUCGCCUCUUUGCUAACGAGCUGCCGAACAGAAAUCUGGACCGCGUGAACUGGAACAACGACCGCGUCAAAGCGACAAUGCUUCAAACUCCAGACAGCAGUAACAACAGCGACCCCGCCAAAGACACCGCCAAAGACACCACGAAGGAGCCAGGAAACAACACGGCGGCCAUCGUUGGCGGCGCCGUCGGCGGCGCAGUCGCCCUCCUCGUCACCGGCGUCGCAGCCUGGCUCCUAGCUCACCGCCGCCGCCGCAACCGCAGCCGAUACAACGCCGUCGACACCGCCGCGGCACCGUCCACCACCACCAACGACGACAAGGACGGCCGCGGCGGCCGCGACGACGGCCCCGCCGCCGCCUUCCCGUACAAGCCCGAGCUCGACUCGUCGCCGGCCGCGGCCCGGUCCGAGCUCGCGUCGACGCACGGGCGCACCCCCGAGCUGCAGGGGAGCCUGGCCAGGGCCGAGCUUCCGGGGAACUGAGUUUUGACGAACGAGGACAUGAUAACCAUAUAGACUGGAGUUUCUGGCUUGGGGUUUGCAUACGGUUAUACCCAACAGGCGUUAAAAAUGGCUAAACAGUGCAUAUAUAGAUAUAUAUAGAAUAUGGGAUGUACCAAACUUUGCGUCUAGACAAAGCCUCUGAGGUUGCUGGCAUAGAAGACGAUCCCAUUUAGGUUGCGAAAAUCUGCCCGCGCAGAGGUAACACUUCUCGCAGUCCAAAAGCUCUCGGUUGUCAGUAACGCAAUAGCGUAUGUCAUUCUUGAUCAC
Molecule: messenger RNA, 2175 nt
Organism: Gaeumannomyces tritici R3-111a-1
Lineage: Eukaryota; Fungi; Ascomycota; Sordariomycetes; Magnaporthales; Magnaporthaceae
Exons: 2
Coding region: 1-1887 (628 amino acids)
Molecular function (GO): protein binding
Source: RefSeq, a predicted model, not a curated record